Messenger RNA from Meloidogyne enterolobii, 631 nucleotides. The record is from the annotation of a GenBank genome assembly. Lineage: Eukaryota; Metazoa; Nematoda; Chromadorea; Rhabditida; Meloidogynidae.
UUAUUGAAUAAUCUAUUUUCAAGGAAAUUUAGCAUUACAAUGCAUAUUCAUAUGGAUCCUUUUAAUCUUUCAUGCGACCCAAUAUUUGAACAAGACGAUUAUGACGAAGAGAAUGGAAGUGGAGAAGAUUUUGAGGAGUUUGCUGACGACUGUGAAGAAUUUACUGGAGAUUUAACAAAAAUAUUUACCUCUGCUGGACAUACUAAUUAUAGGCCUAAUCGUCAACACCACAACUCCGAUUCUGCUUCAGCUCUUCGUUCUCAAUCAUUGCGAAGUGGUGAAGCAUAUAUCCAAUCACAUAUGAGCAAAAUUGAAGCAUCAAAAGAACAUCGAAGGCACAAUGAUCGAUCUAAUAGAGCAACUGUGGAACAAGUUUUAGAUCCUCGGACAAGACUAAUACUUUUUCAAUUGAUUCAAAGAGGAUUUUUUGAUACUGUUGAAGGUUGUAUUAGUACAGGAAAAGAAGCAAAUGUCUAUCAUGGCAUCACAGAAAAUGGAAGUUUGGCUGUUAAAAUCUACAAAACGAGCAUUUUGACGUUUAAAGAUCGUGACAGAUAUGUCGCUGGUGAAUUUAGGUAUUUGUUUAAAAUUUUUGUUUUCUCAUUUUUUUAGAUACCGCAAAGGAUAUUGC